AUGGGUAAGAUUAAGAAUUCGCUUAACUUUUAUGAUUGCUAUAAAUGUAUAAAUGGAUAGCAAUAUUAGGUCAAAAUCUUAGAAAAAUCUCAAAUAACGCAAACAAAAUAAGUUAUAAGAGAAAUUUAAAUUUUGCGUCGUUUAAAUCAUCCUUAAAUCUAAAAAUUAUUAGAAGUUUAUGAGGACAGCAAUACUGUCUAUAUUUUAUUUGACAAAUUCUUAGGCCAUUCAUUAAAAACCAAAUUGCCAGAGUAUUGGAAUUUAUCUGAAAAAAAAUAGGCAGAAGUCUGUUUCAAGUUAUUAAAUGCUUUGGCACAUAUCCAUUCAAAAAAUAUCAUCCACAAAGACAUCAGGCCAGAGAACAUAAUAUAACUCAACUCUUAAUUAAACAAUCUUGUAAUUGCUAAUUUUGCAAGUGCAGAUUCCAAAGAAAAGGGAAAAAAAAGAAAGGUUUUCAAUCCCGGCUAUAUGGCUCCAGAACUAUUCUAAAAUAGAAACUUUGACGAUAAAAUUGAUAUAUUCUCUUUAGGUGUUAUAUUCUAUGGGAUCUUCUAUUGCAAGUACCCAUUUGAAGGUAAAGAUUUCAGAGAAACCGCAUCUUUAAAUGAAAAAUGUGAAAUCAAUUUUGAAUAUCCUAAGAAGUUAUCCUCCUCAGCCAUUGAAUUAUUAUAGGGAAUGUUAAAGAAGGAUCCUACCUAAAGAUUUAAUGCCCAAACUGCCUUAAAACAUCAUUGGUUUAUUAAUGCAAGAAGCAAAGAAUAAAUGAAGGGAAAUAUGCUUGGAGCACCAUCACUUUCAACAAUUCAAGAAAAAUCAGAAAUCGAUAUCUCAAUGUAAGAGCGUUAAUUUAGCAAAUAACAAUCUAAAUUAAGAGCUAAAUCUGUGGAUACAUUAUUCAUUACAGAAGCAAAUGAGAUAGAAUAAAUUCCACUUCAUCAAAAAAUACAAAAAAUGACCAUUGUUUAAUUUAAUCCAUCCAAAUCUAACCAUUGA
Paramecium tetraurelia is the source of this 993-nucleotide messenger RNA. RefSeq lists its product as uncharacterized. Gene Ontology annotation, biological process: protein phosphorylation; mitotic DNA damage checkpoint signaling. The record is from RefSeq and is a predicted model, not a curated record. Lineage: Eukaryota; Ciliophora; Oligohymenophorea; Peniculida; Parameciidae. Gene Ontology annotation, molecular function: protein serine/threonine kinase activity; ATP binding. The transcript has 2 exons. Gene Ontology annotation, cellular component: nucleus; cytoplasm.